Messenger RNA from Drosophila takahashii, 9002 nucleotides. It is a transcript of the gene Eip93F, whose product is annotated as Ecdysone-induced protein 93F. Gene Ontology annotation, molecular function: DNA binding. Gene Ontology annotation, cellular component: nucleus. Gene Ontology annotation, biological process: regulation of transcription by RNA polymerase II. NCBI's taxonomy places the organism in Eukaryota, Metazoa, Arthropoda, Insecta, Diptera, Drosophilidae. The record is from RefSeq and is a predicted model, not a curated record.
UUGCGAUUUUAAAAUAUCGCCGAGAUCUCCCCCGAAAAAAGAAAACUAUGGCCGAUUGUUCGUUUGCCAGAUGUCUGCAAGAGCGUCGGCUCAUCAAACGGGAGCUAUUGAAAUGGACCAAGGAUAUGCUGCACAUUGUGGGCCUAGAACGCGUUGCUGAAGAAUUUAUGGGUCGCAGGCAAUGGAAACAUUAUCAAGAGCAACUGACGCGCAGCCACUUGAAUAUCGAGGAGCAACAGCCCAUAGCAAUAGCCGGUUCCGAGGACGAGCCACCGCAAUACAAGCACAGCAGCACGGAGAGCAGUCAGGGCAACCCCAACCACUGUAAAACCGAGAACCACCGUCUAGAGCAGCACCACAACGGCAGCCUGCAGCUGGAAGAGGAUUUUGAGAACAACCAAACAUCACACGAUUCAUCACGUACACCAACGCCGGGAGCCACCAGUACACCAUCACCACCGCCAGAACCCAACGAUUGGAGACCGUCGGCCAAGUGCAAUUUCUGUGUUAACGGUCGCCUGCUAACGGUUAACGCCCAGGGCGAAUUGGUGGCCGAAACAGCAGCAGCAGCCACUAGUAGUAGCACUAGUAAUAACCACAUUCAUCAGCACGACAGUGACAGCAACUCGAGCGCAUCACUGCCCCACCAGAGCAGCAAUAACAACAACAAUAAUACCAGUGGCAACAGGACUCGCCACAUUGCUGCGGCAACAGCAACACCAGCAGCAACAGCGGCAACAUCCGCCAAUUCCCUCGAACUGUACAAGCUGCUGACCCAGCGGGCAGCCAAAAUGACAUCGAUGGACUCGAUGGCCGCCCAGCUGGCGCAAUUCUCACUGCUGGCCGACUUCAAUCUGAUCAACUCGCUGGCCAGCCAACAGCAGCAGCAGCAACAGCAACAGAUCGCUAGUUCGGUAACGCCAACUACCUCAGAAGUAUCUGCAGCCGCAAUCAGUCCCGCACUCAAAGAUACGCCCAGUCCCAGUGCCGAUGCACCGCUCGAUCUUAGCAGCAAGCCAUCGCCGAACUCAUCGAUUAGCGGCGAUGUGAAGUCCGUCAGAGCCUCUGCCACGCCCACGCCGUCGGGAAGGAGGGCGUACAGCGAGGAGGAUCUGAACCGGGCGCUGCAGGACGUGGUGGCCAACAAGCUGGGUCCCCGGAAGGCGGCCAGCCAGCACCAUGUGCCGCGCUCGAUUCUGGUCAACCGGCUGUUCAAGAUGCAGCACGACCUCGACCAGGAUGUCGAGGAUGGGGAGGAGCGCGAGCCCGAGGACUCCAACGACGAUGGCGAAGCGGAGGUGGACAGCAAUGCCUCGACGCCGGCGCCCUCGUAUCCGGCGGACUUUGCCAGGUCGCAGCUGCGCAAGCUGAGCCACCUGUCGUCCGAGCACAAUGGCAGCGAUCUCGGCGAGGAUCUCGAGAGGGGAUCGCCCAAGAUGGGGCGGCAUUCGGGGGGCGGCGGCAAUGGCAAUGCCAGUGGUGGCAUUCAGCCCUCCAUUCCGCUGGACGCCAAUGUCCUGCUGCACACACUGAUGCUGGCCGCCGGAAUCGGGGCCAUGCCCAAGUUGGAUGAAACGCAGACGGUGGGCGAUCUGAUCAAGGGUCUGCUGGUGGCCAACAGUGGCGGGAUGAUGAACGAGGGACUGCUCAAUCUGCUGUCCGCCAGUCAGGAGAACAGCAACGGCAAUGCCUCGUUGCUGCUGCAGCAACAUCAGCAGCAGCAGCACCACCAGCAGCAGCAGCAACAUCCGAUAGCCGCCUAUCGACAUCGCCUGCCCAAAUCGGAGACUCCGGAAACGAACUCCUCGCUGGACGCCAACGAUGCCAGCGAGGAUCCCAUACUGAAGAUUCCGUCCUUCAAGGUCAGCGGUCCGGCCAGCAGCAGCAGCCUUUCGCCGGGCGGUCACCACCAGCACCACCAGCAGCAGCAUCACCAUCCGCUGAACAACAACAACAGCCUCAGCAUCAGCAACAACAGCAAUCACAGCAGCAGCAACAGCCACCGGAACGGCAGCAAUCGCAGUCCCCACUCCGCCUCGCCCAUGCUGGCGGCCGCCGUGGCCCAAGGAGGCUACGCCGGCGGCAAUAGCCUGCUGGCUUCCUCCUCUUCGAGCAUCCAGAAGAUGAUGGCCAGCAAUAUCCAGCGGCAGAUCAACGAGCAGAGCGAUCACGGCCUAAGGAACGGCAAUGCCAGCGAUUGCAGCAGCAACAAUGGGGGCUCCUCCUCCUCGGGUUUGGGCUUGGGCUACAAGAAGCCGAGCAUUUCGGUGGCCAAGAUCAUCGGGGGCACGGACACCUCGCGGUUUGGGGCCUCACCUAAUCUGCUUUCGCAGCAGCACCAUGGUGGCCACCACCUGAGCCACCAGCAGCAGCAGCAGCAGCUGAGCGCCCAGGAGGCAGCUGCUCUGGCGGCGGGCAAGGGAACGCGUCCGAAGAGGGGCAAGUACAGGAACUACGAUCGCGAUAGUCUGGUGGAGGCGGUCAAGGCGGUGCAGCGGGGUGAGAUGUCUGUCCAUCGGGCGGGCAGCUACUAUGGAGUGCCCCACUCGACGCUGGAGUACAAGGUCAAGGAGCGGCAUUUGAUGAGGCCACGCAAGAGGGAGCCCAAGCCGCAGCCCGAUCUGGUGGGUCUGACGGGACCGGCGAACAAGCUGCAGCUGGACAAGCUGAAGGCGGGUCCGCAUCCAAGCUCCAAGCUGAGCAACGCUUUGAAGAACCAAAACAACCAGGCGGCUGCAGCGGCGGCGGCGGCGGCAGCAGCAGCGGCAGCUGCCACGCCCAACGGACUGAAGCUGCCCCUUUUCGAGGCCGGGCCGCAGCAGAUGUCCUUUCAGCCGAAUAUGUUCUGGCCCCAGCCGAAUGCACCGAAUGCCUAUGGCCUGGACUUUAACCGUCUAACGGAGGCCAUACGAAAUCCACAGGGCUCCGCGAAUCAUCAUGGGCUGAUGAAGAGCGCCCAGGAGAUGGCGGAGAAUAUGUACGACGGGAUCAUCAGGAAGACGCUGUCGCAGUCGAGCGACAAUGGCGGCGCCAGUUCGGCCGGAAACGGAAGUAGCAAUGGCAACGGCCACGGACAUGCGCUGCUCGAUCAGCUGCUGGUGAAGAAGACCCCGCUGCCGUUCACCAAUCAUCGGAACAACGACUACGCAGCCACCUGCUCGAGUGCCAGCGGGGAGAGUGUGAAGCGGUCGGGCAGUCCCAUCGGCAACUAUGCGGACAUCAAGCGGGAAAGGCUGAGCGCCGACAGCGGCGGCAGCAGCGAUGAGGAGCACUCGGCCAGCCGGCACAGCCACAUCACGGCGAACAACAACAACAGCGAUCUGGCGCACAACAAGAACAAGGGAGGUGGUGGUGGCAAUGGCCAGGCCAAUGGCAACGGGCGGAGCAGUCGGAUGACCUCGCGGGAUGACUCGGAAACGGAUGCCAGCAGCCUGAAGAGCGGCGAAAGUGGCGGCCACCAGAAUCACCACAAAAUCAUGGAUCUCAAUGGCAGCAGCAGCGGUCACAUCAAGUGCGAAACGGAGGGGGCCGCUGGACACACGACACCGACCUCCUCGUCAGCCUCCUCCUCCAUACUGCACGAGAAGCUGGCGCAGAUCAAGGCCGAGCAGCUGGACCAGGCGGAGCAGUUAUAGGAGCAGCCAAUGGCCGCGAAUCCGGCGUUCGCCUGGCCACCGCUGGCCGCCCACUACUACAGCUUCUAGGUUCUCGAGAGAGCGGGGGGAACACCAAAUCAAGCCACGUUUUUUGAUAGUACCAUACAAAACACUAUAUAGAAAUAUAUAUAAAUAUAUAUCUAGAUAUAUGCCAGCCAGCUGACCGAAGUGGUAAAUGUGCGCUAGCCCUUAGUUAAAUGUGUAAUCAACUGCAUAGGAGAAAGGCAAAAAACAGAAGAAAAAAAACAAAAACAGCAAGCAAGGAAACAUACAUUUAUGCCCCGGUGUGUACAAUGUAUAUUUUUGUUUCGUUUUGACAAUCGACAAAUAGGCAUUCUCUUGUACAAACUUUCUUAAAAGCAAACAACAAAAAACAUAAAACAAAAAUCUAAAACCUUAAGACCAAAAAGAAAAACAAAAAACAUACUGAGCAAAACCAAGAACCAUUUUCAUUUUGCAUUUCGUUUUUGAACCGCAUUUUUGUGUUGAGUAUAUUUUUAUUGAACAGAAACAGCAGUCCAAUGGGAAUAUAUAUAAUAUAUAUAUAGCAGAAAUAUAUAGCCAACAGCAAAUCAGCAAAGCAGUUACAAGCCAACAACAACUUAAUCGACGUCUGUCUGGGCAGAUCCUUGGUCCUGGAGCAGGGAUUCUCGCACAUUCCAUAAGAUACUCUUAUGUUCCAUAUGUAUUUCUCUUCGAUUUACACAACUUUCUUACACAAGUUCAAAAUACCAGUCAAAUUCCCAGCUCAAAUGGGGCCAGGACCCCAGGCAGAUGUCUUCGACAUAGACAGAAAGAGUAUAGCCAACAACAACUACAAUAACUACAGCAGAGACCAUAACAACUACAACAACAACAUCAAUAUCCGAUCAAUAACAACAACCAACAAAACCAGCAAUAAUAAUACAAGACUCUACAAUACAAAGAAUAAACAGACACCAAAACAUUGAAAUAGCAAAAUUCAAAAGUGAAACCGAAAAAGAACAACAACCACAAAAAAACCAAAACAAAAUUAUCCACAAAAAUUCUACAUUUUUUAUGAUUUCAAAAGAGGAAAAUACAAACGGAAAUCAAUAAACAAAGCUGCCUUCACAUUUACAAAUUAAAUAAAUUAGUAAGCAAAGCGAGACAGAGCACACAAAAUAAUAAUUCAAAUUAAACGCAAAACGCAGAGUAAAAAGAAUGAAAAAUUCAAAAAUAAGAGCCCCAAAAUUUAACCUUUUAAUUUAGCAAAAUUAUAAACUCAAAAAUCCAAAUUGAAUGCCCAAAACAUUUUCAACUCACAUACAAUUUUACUUUCGUUUGAAGCAAUGCCACACACAUUGAACUAAAUUAAGCAAAAUUAAAAUGUUUCGGUGUUAAAAAAAUAUAAAAGAAAAAUGACAAAAAAAAAUUAUCUGUGUUUAGGCUUUAAAAAACGGAAAUUUCUAUCGAAAAUUUCAAGAUUUUGGCUUAAAAGUAAAAAAAUAAUUGUGAGAACACACAUUUCAUGUACAGUCGCCUAACCACCAAAAGUAAAAAGCAUAAAUAUAUAAAGACUUUAUAUUACUAUAUACCAUAUGAUAUAUAUUUGUAUAUUUAUGUAUGUGUGUGUCUUCAUCACUACGCGUAUACCUCAAACCAAACACAUGAUCAUUUUGAGCAACUAAAUAUAUUUAAAUGUACUUAUACACUCUACACACUCUUUUACAGGAGAGCAAAACAUAUUUACACAGUUUAUCCCCCCUAAUCUUUGGCCCUCCUUUCGACGUAUCUACAUUUCGUUUGACUUUGAAAUUCUAUCUAUGGGUAAACAACUAACUAAAUGUCUGCGUAAAUGAAAAUAGAUGAAAAAAUAUAUAAAUGUACCUAAAAACAUAUUUUGUGUGCUAGCUAGUAAGUGUCAAAAGAAAAACCAUACAAAAACGAUAUACAAUAUAUUUAAAAGGGGACAAAAUAAGGAAAAAUUGUCGGUAAUAUUUGAAAAUAUUUAGUAAAUUAUAAUACGGGAAAAAAUUAAAGAUAUGGCAAGGAAAAUUGUGGAAAAUUGUAUGCGAAAUGCGUUUAAGAAUUACAUGGAAAUCAUUUAAAGGCAUUUAAAAUAUUUAUAAUUUCCACGAUGCGAAUGGAUAAAAAAACUAUUUAUUGGCUAAUCUCCCAAAUUACAUUUGAUGUGCAUAAAUGUUGUGGUUUAGUAUCAAAAACAAACGGAAAACAAAAUUAAAAGUUAAGGCUUAAAAAUGUAAAAACAAAAUUACUUAAAUUAUGCAUUUGGUAUAAAGAGGAGAUUUCUGCAAACCAAAAGGAAUUAAAAAAUGUUUAUUAUAUGAAAAAAAUGAAGAGGGAAAAUAAGCGAAAGUAGGUAAAGAAUGAAUGGAAAUAAAUCAAAAAGUAUUUAUUGCUAAUUUAAUUAUAUUUGAAGUAUACAUAAAUAUUUAUUAUAUACAUACAUAUAUAUUAGACACACUAUCUGUGAUUAAUAAUCCAAAAUUUUGAAGAGCAUUUUCUGAAAUAAUGUUGGCUAGGCAUAUGCAAAAAGACAAAACCAAUGGAUAAAGAAAAACACACACCCCUGUAAAGAAAUUGUAGACAGAUCGGAUAACACCAAACUAAACCAAGCACAAGCUAAAGGACAAAUGCAGUUGAGCCCUGAAAUUGGAAUCUGCAUUUGGCCAAAAGAAUUUCUUAAGCUACGGCACACAUCACUAAAACAGCAACUGAAUACUGAAAAUAGAAAACAGUAAGCAGGAGACAAGCCCGAUGGUACUGUUCAGAACAUAUAUAGUUGUAUAUAUUUUGGAAUAAUGUUUACCAGUUCAAGUCAAAAUUAAAAGAAAAAAUAACGCAAAGUCUUUUAUAAUGCAAAAUUAUACAAAAUAAAAUUAUAAAGAAAAUUUCGCAACAUUAAAAAAACAAAAAUUGAUGUAUAAAAAAAGAAAAUCAAACUUAAAAUAAUAAACAAGAUAAAGUGCAAUUAUACGGUUUAAAUAAGCAAAUUUAAGAAACAAAUGUUAUAAAAAAAACGUGUUAAAACAAUGAAAAUAUUUCGAAGCAAGUUUAGCUAAAAAUUCCAAGGCAACUGAAAAUGACAAAAAAACCAAGAGAACAUUCACACAAACAGACAACAGGUCCUCAAGGUACAGUGCGUCUCAUAACCAAAAGACAUUCAAUAGAAUUCUUAAAAAGCUUGAUUUGUUAGCUUUGAUUAGAUCGAAACUCUAUUGAUUUUGGAAACUGAAACGCACUGCACAUCUGGACAAACAGCCCAACUAAUAUCAGAUCGAAAUCUGAAAACGGAAUUUAGGGCCUGAGAUAAAACCCUAACGAAGGAACAUAACUGCAGAAACCAAGUCGACAGUCGAAAUGUCAACCUAGUGGUAGGUCUAAACACAAAAACAAAACAAACCAAUCGAGUGUAUUUGAGUAACAGCUUGAGAAUGUUGAAUUGUAUAGAAUUUUUGCGUGUUCACCCGGUUGAGGGGGCGUGGUUACGCCCCCUAUUUAAUUCCAGGUGGGCAGGCGAAAACGCUCAGGUACGUGUUUUAUUUUUCGGAGAGAAACAAGAUUGAUUACCCAUACAUUACUUAUUCUUUGUUUUACUACAACAUAAUAGUUAAUAUUUGUAAAAAAUCGAUGAAAAGAAAACAAGCUAAAAAUUGAUAUAUUCAUAAUAUAAUUGUUUAAAAUGGUUUGAGAACGAGAAAGUAAAAGAGAAGAAAGAGAGAGUUUCUAGCGUGCUUAAUGAAAUUGCUCAUAUUUGUGUAUAAAAUCUAAUUUGUUCAAUGCGAAUCAAAAUUUGCUGAAUAUAAGUGCAUAUAUAUAAUUAGAGUUUAUUUUCGAGUUUAGUUUAGCGCAUAAAAUGAUUACGAUUACAAUUAUUAUUAAUUAUGAUCUAAACGUAGGCAAAUCAAAAUUUCUUCACAUAAAACAAUCAACUUCUAUUUUCAAAUAUUAUAUAGCAUUAACUAUAAUUAUUAUUCAUUAUUAUACCGACUAAAAAUAUUUAGCGCGUUGUUAGCCUCGAUUUAUGGUUUGUACAUAUUAGACAACAUUUUUAUGGUAUUCUCCUCUUUUUUUAUUAUUACUAGAAUUAUUACUCCCUAUUUUUAUUGACUUCUUAAAUGGGCAACAUCAUUUGAACUAUAGUGCAAUUGUUUCAAACAAAACCAAGCAACCAACAACAAAUAUAUUAACAUUAAAGAUUAAUAUAAUUUACAAGCUUUCUUUGCCGAUGCCAAGAAGGAUGAAUAAAGCAUAUGUUUACCGUAUGGAUCGAAAAUCAAAAAUCAUUUUAAGUGCACAUAACUCUUUUAAAUAGCAGUUAGACUACGCCUAGGUUUUCCAUUAUUAUGCGCACGCUUCAGUCCAAAAAUUGAAAUUCUUCACAUUCUCAUUGUUUAGAUCGAGACAUCACAAGCCAGAAAAAAGAACUCAAAACUUUUCUCCUAAGUUCAACUUGAGCGACCGCAACAACUUAAGAUCAGCAGAGAUCAGCAAAGAUCACAAGCGAAAAAAUGCUAAGAAACAAUAGCCCAGCCGUGAUAACAACCACAAAAUAGCCCAGCACAGACAAAAAACAAAAAAACAACAACCAACAACAAUAGCCCGAAAAUAAUUGAAACAAAAAUUGAAUAAAAAAAACAAAAUAAAAAUAUAAUUAAUUAACAGAAUUAAUUGACAUACAAAGUGGAUAAUAGAUGUAUCCAAAGCUCAGAUAAAAUCCAAACAACAGCCUAAAGUCGAUUGUACUUUUCUUUUUUCUAUCCACAAAUACAACCAACAAACAACAGCAGCAACCACAAUUUUAUUAAACAAUAGUACUACUCUUACUACAGAACUUAAAUAGCCACAGUAAAUAGAAAUAGCCACAGCAAUUAACUUUAAACAAGAAGCCCAAACACAGAUACAGAUACACACAGAACCGUUUCUUCAAAACAGAUUUGUAUUCAUAGCCACAUAACCGAUACAAUAGCCACUUAAUUAGGAUCGAUCAUAGCCAAGCAAUAGAAUCAGAUACAAACUCAGAAUCAGAAAUAGGAAAUCGAAAAUCGGAAAAAAGAAGCAGCACCAAAUCGAACUGCAAAGGCAAAACUAUUAUAUCAAUAAUAGAAAAAAAAAACAUAAUGAAUUAAAAACCAAACCAAUUUUUAUUUCAAUUAUUAACUUUAAAACACAACAACAGAUCCACACAGUUACAGUUACAACAACAACAAUAGCCCUAGAAAAAUAAUAUUCAUAAUUAAUCAAUCAAUCAAUCCGUAAAACCAACAACUUCAAUAGUUAUAAGCAAUUGGCAUUAAAAAAAGCAAAAAACAACCACAGAAAACUUAAAUCUUAGCCAGGCAAAAGUUUUGAGAAUAUUUUUCA